CACGCACGCCCGGCCAAUCAGCACACACGUCGGGACAGGCACGCGGGGGCGGGGCUCCUGCUGCACAUGCGCAGGGCUGCGCGGGCCUCUUUCCUUCCUUCUCGCCGCACGCCGCCGACAUGGUGUUCCGGCGCUUCGUGGAGGUCGGCCGGGUGGCCUACGUCUCCUUCGGGCCGCACGCCGGAAAGCUGGUCGCGAUCGUCGAUGUCAUCGACCAGAACAGGGCGCUGGUGGAUGGACCGUGCACUCGAGUGAGGCGGCAGGCCAUGCCUUUCAAGUGCAUGCAGCUCACGGACUUCAUUCUCAAGUUCCCACACAGUGCCCGCCAGAAGUACGUCCGACAAGCCUGGGAGAAGGCUGAUAUCAACACAAAAUGGGCAGCCACCAGAUGGGCCAAGAAGAUAGAAGCCCGAGAAAAAAAAGCCAAGAUGACGGAUUUUGAUCGUUACAAAGUCAUGAAGGCAAAGAAAAUGAGGAACAGAAUAAUCAAGAACGAAGUGAAGAAGCUGCAGAGGGCAGCCAUCAUAAAGGCUUCUCCCAAAAAGGCGCCUGUCGCGAAGGCUGCAGUUGCGGCUGCUGCUGCUGCUGCAGCUGCAGCUAAAGCUAAGGUUCCAGCCAAGAAGCCGACUGCCGCUGUCAAGAAGGCCGCAGGCGAGAAGGGUGAGAAGGCCUCCGGUGAGAAGGCCGCACCUGCCCCGAAGCCGCAGAAGGGUCAGAAGGCUCCGAGUCAGAAGGCUGCAGCCCAGAAGGCGCCAGCUCCAAAGGCAUCGGGCAAGAAAGCGUGAGGCUGUUAACAGAAUAAAGGUUCUUUUUGACACGCUGGCA
This is a messenger RNA of Chinchilla lanigera (long-tailed chinchilla), 825 nucleotides long. It is a transcript of the gene Rpl14, whose product is annotated as ribosomal protein L14. Gene Ontology annotation, molecular function: structural constituent of ribosome; RNA binding. Gene Ontology annotation, cellular component: cytosolic large ribosomal subunit; ribosome. Bases 120 to 785 code for a protein of 221 amino acids. NCBI's taxonomy places the organism in Eukaryota, Metazoa, Chordata, Mammalia, Rodentia, Chinchillidae. The transcript has 6 exons. The record is from RefSeq and is a predicted model, not a curated record. Gene Ontology annotation, biological process: ribosomal large subunit biogenesis; translation.